Molecule: messenger RNA, 1150 nt
Organism: Penaeus monodon (black tiger shrimp)
Lineage: Eukaryota; Metazoa; Arthropoda; Malacostraca; Decapoda; Penaeidae
Exons: 5
Coding region: 48-932 (294 amino acids)
Source: RefSeq, a predicted model, not a curated record
GAGGAGGGAGAAGCGGAUGGGGUCAGUUCAGGGAGAGCGUCGCCAGGAUGAACAAGGAACGGUGGCCGCGAUGUUCUUCCGGCGUCCUGCUGGCCGUGGGCGUCCUGGCUGUCGUGGGCGGCCGUGGGCAGACGAGGGCUGAGGACAGGGUGCCCGCCGCCCUCGGAGAGCUGACGGCCGUCCUCAGGGACCUCGGCGGGGAAGUGACGGCGGGGAUCAACAAGCUGCUGAAUGAGCUGCAGCAGGAGAGGCAGAGGCGCGGCGAGGAGAUCCAGGCGCUGAGGGAGCAGGCCUCCGACAACAGGAGAGCCCUCGACGUCCUCCGCGCGGAGAUGAUAGCGGUGGCGAGCGGCAGGUGCCCGGCAGCCGGUCACGGAGCAGUGGGCGAGGGCGGCAGCGAAGUGAGAGCCAUGGGCGCAGGCAUGGGCGGGGAUGAGCGGGCAAGGUCUGCCUCUCCUCCAGGCGGCAGAGGCAGCGAGGGCGAUGCCAACGUUGAUGACACGACGCCAGAUGGAGACUGUCCACACUCUUACAAGCGCUUCGGGAGGUACUGUUUGACGCUAUUGAAGGAGCGCAACAAGUGGGAGUUUGCAAGGUCGCGCUGUCACCUCCACGCGCGUUCCAUGGGCGGCGGCCGCGCCUCGGUCAAGGGCGACCUUGUUGUACCACAUGACAUGGAGGCUUUCAAGGCAUUUAUCGCAAGCACUGACUUCGGCGGCGCUCCGACCGGACGCGCGUGGGUGGGCGGCUCGGCGGAAGGCUGGGGAGGCGUUUGGGCGUGGGUGGACGGCUCGCUGAUGAACGAACUGCCGUGGGUGUACUCGCAGGCGAGCGGCGACGGAUCGCGGAUCGCCGUGGACCACGAGAGCGUGUUCCACACCGUGGGCGACGGGGAGAUCCUGUGGUCCGUGUGCCAGUACUUGCCGUCGUGAAGAGGCCGCUGCCGUUGGACAACCUGCUCACACAGCUUUACAGUUUAUCACCAUUUUUUUCCUUUUUCGACGUCCUCCUGUGCUUUCUUCUGCACAUGUCAUACAUUAUUUUCCUUUACGCUUGUUUCCUUAGUUUUAUUUUCUUAUCUUUUUCUCGUUACUGAUAAAUCAUUUUCAUCACGUGUCGCCUGCAUGUUUUCUCUUGGUUUUGAAUAAAU